Rhizopus microsporus ATCC 52813 is the source of this 1089-nucleotide messenger RNA. RefSeq names its product cysteine proteinase. NCBI's taxonomy places the organism in Eukaryota, Fungi, Mucoromycota, Mucoromycetes, Mucorales, Rhizopodaceae. The transcript is spliced from 8 exons. Gene Ontology annotation, biological process: ubiquitin-dependent protein catabolic process; protein deubiquitination. The coding region runs from base 1 to 1089 and encodes 362 amino acids. The record is from RefSeq and is a predicted model, not a curated record. Gene Ontology annotation, molecular function: cysteine-type deubiquitinase activity. Gene Ontology annotation, cellular component: cytoplasm.
AUGUCGGAAGAUACCUCUUCAGCCGAGGCCCGCUUGUGGAGGUAUAUUGACUCUGACGAAGGCACACUGACACAGUUCUGCCUGAAAAUAGGAGUUCAAAAUGUUGAGGUUCAAAAAGUGAACUUGGGUGAUCAUCUAUUCAACCUGAGGCAACACAAUGCAGACACAAUCAUAUCAAAAAAUGAACAAUCAAAUAGAGGCGAUUACAAUUUAUUCUUUGCAAAUCAAAUGUAUAGCGAGGCUUAUCUCCUUCAUGGCUUAUUGCACAUAUUAUUAAACUGUAAUCAAAUCGAUAUCGGCACUGAUCUAAACCAAUUUAAGCAGCUCACAAGCAAUUAUACUUCAAAACUCAAGGGUCACGUUCUAUUAAAAAAUAGGCUGUUUAGAGAAGCUUAUAGUGAGAUGAUAAAUGCAUGGCCAUAUCGUCGGAAAGUGGAUGGCGCAAUGUAUCAUCCGGUCUCAUAUGUACUGCGUCAAGGUAAUCUAUGGGAACUUGACGCCCUAAAGGAUGGUCCAUGCAUCUUAGCGUCAUGCAACGAAGAUAACUGGCUGGAUUUUAUGCAAGCUGAGCUGGUAAAAAAAGCCAAGAUGUACCAAGAGCUUGACUUGCCUAUUUCCAUAUGGGCUGUGAUAGAAAGUAGAAAGCUAGUAUACCAAAAAAAGGUGACCAGUAAGUUAUUUAUGAAACAAGCGAUAGAGAGUAUGCUUGAUAAGCAUCAACCUGAUUGGAGAAAAAGUUGUCAACGUUGGGAAGAAGAAUACGUGCAUGCACUUAGUAGCAGUGAAAGGAUUAAAAGAGGCCUACUUCUUUCUGACAGAUUAGCACAUCAUUGUAGUCGAUCUGAUCAACUGCCGAAUGAGGAAAAACAGAAAAUCUACAGUUCACUCAGUCAUAAUAAACAAGGAAGCUUGAUAGAUACUUGGCUACAGAUACAUGAUGAGAUCCUAAGGCUGUACGAACAGCUUGGCUUGGAGGACGAAAAAGAUGAAAUAUACCAAAAGAACUAUAUCCGAAAGAGACACAACUAUAUACCUUUUAUUGAAUCAUUUAUACAAGCUCUAGUCGAACAAGGUCACUUUCAUUCAUAG